CAUCGGCAAAAAAAAAAAAAAUUUAUUAAAAAAAAAGAAAAAUAGUUUUCUUAACUUAAAUUGCUGCGUUAAAUCGACCGAGUGCCGUGCCGAGCUAAGUUGAAUUAUAACGCGAGCCCAUCGCAUCCACAGAUCGGGUCACAAUGAGCGUGCUGGCAUAUACGCGUUCGAACGAUGAGGAGAUUUUUCGCCAUUGCACAAAGGAUUGCGGCGUGGUAACGGCCACCGAGGACUUUCAGUAUUUUGCCCUAAGAUGCAUAUUCUGUAGCGAGAAGUUUCUCUAUUUCGAUGCCUUCAUUGGCCAUUUGCAGACAAUGCAUCUGAGUGAUGCCAAUGGGAACGAUGGCAGUGAGGGGAAUGAAGUGAGUGGUGGCCAGAGAUUAGGUGGUGGUGUUGGGAUUACCCAGCCAAUGUCAUUAUCGAUAGGACCAGCGCCGUUGGAACAUGAUGAGAUUGAAGACUUAACCGAUGCAGAUACAGCCCUAUUGGAGCCACAAAUGGUGAUCAAACAGGAGCUACAGGAAUUGGGGAGCAGCGAUGAUGAGCAAUCGGCAUUAGCUGCGAAUACAACAACAGAUAAACGUCUGGCCGCCAAUGUCCAGGCAUCGGAUGAGGCUGAGAACGAUGUCGAUGACGAGGACGACGAUGAUGAAGAAGAUGAGGAGGACGAUGCCGAGGAGGAGGAGGAAGACGACGAGGAUGAUGAAGUCAUACUGCCGGAAUCAAAUAUAUUACCACAUCCACGAAUGAAGGUAACCAAACCAAGGCCAAAACAACACCAGCAGCACCAACAACGCCAGCGACGCCAACAGAAGCAAAUGGGCGUCAAAAAUGAACCUCUUACAGCCGAUGGCGAUUCCUCGAUGGAUGACUAUGGAGGCUACAUGGAUGAUGACAAUGACAAUUCCACCGAGUAUAUGGAAUAUAGUGGUGGUCCUGGUUACAAUGAUUUAGCUCAAGGUCACAGCAUUUUGGGCACCGGCGGCGCGAAUGAUUUUCUUAGCUAUGAUGAAAUGGUCGAGGAAUCCCUUUUAGGCCGUGAUCGUGAAUUAACCAUGCACAUUAAGGAUCGCAAAAUGAUACAAUUCCUCAUCCAUUCAUAUCAACGGAAUCCCUUCCUCUGGGAUCACAGUCAUCCGCAGUUCAGGGAUCGUGUGAAACGCGCCAGAUUUCUUGACUGGAUUGUCCUAGAAUUCAAAAGCCGCUUCAACAUCUCAUUGGCCAAGGAUGCCAUCACCAGGAAAUGGGAUAAUCUUCGCACCGUUUACAAGCGUGAAUGCAAUCGGAUGGCUCUGGAGAAAACAAACAUCAGUACCUUAUGGUAUUUCAAGGAGCUGCAUUUCCUCAAUGAAGUCUAUAGUUACAAUUCCAAAAUGUCUGAUGCUGUGGUUAAGGAAACAUCAUAUCGCCGUCGGUUUUCGGCCAUUUGGAAUGACACAUCCACAGCCAAAUUGUUGAGCAUGGUGAAACGUUAUCAUUGCUUUUACAAUCGCUUCGAUCCGGAUUAUCGCAGCAAGGAGCGACGCGGCGAAGGUCUCCAUCAGAUGGCCAUGGAGCUGCAGCAAUUGAUCGAUGUGACAACGAUACAGAUAUCGAAACGUAUAUCCCAAUUGCGUUUUGAUUAUUCCAAACAGAAGACAGAGCGUUUGAAUUGUGAGCGCAUGGGUAAAACGUUUAUACCGAAUUAUAUAUAUUACGAUCAAAUGAAUUUCAUGGACGACGAUAUACCGCCAUUCAAGUGCCAGCAUUGCGGUGAGAUUGUGCAGACAUUGCGCGAAUUGGAUCUCCAUAUGCUGACGCAUCAGCCUAGUUUGGGUGGUGGCUAUUACUGCAAUAUCUGUCACAUACAAUUCCAUAAUGCCGAGGAGUUUGAGACGCACAAGCAACUCCAUUUGGGUGCUGGCAAUGAGGUGAAAUACAAUUGUGAAUUGUGUACGGCCAGUUUUCGUGAGAAAUCCAAUUACGAUGAGCAUCUGCGGCGACACAAUGAGGAAUUGUUUUUGCCCUCGUUGGGAAUCAAUCAUAGCAUUAUGGAGGGGCAUGAAGAUGGCGACUUAUCUGGCACAGGUGGCGAUGGCGGCGACGAUGGCGAUGGUGAUCAAUUGAUGACAUCACCCGAAUCGGGAGGCGGUGCCAACAAACCAUUCCCCUGCGACAUCUGUCAUCGCACGUUUGCCACAUCGGGACAUCUAAAUGCCCAUCGCAUUGUGCAUCAGGAUGAGCGUGAGCGGUGCUAUAAAUGCGACUAUCCGCAGUGCAACAAAUCGUUUGUGGCCCGCAAUAGCCUGUUCGAGCAUUUGAAGCAACAUUACAGCAAUGAGGAAUUCAAAUGCGAUAUAUGCGGCAAGAGUUUCAAGUCCACCAAGAAUUUGCAGAAUCACAAACAGAUCCAUGACAAGGUGAAGCGUUAUGUAUGCCAAAUUUGCGGUUCGGCCUUUGCCCAGGCGGCGGGACUGUAUCUUCAUAAGCGGCGACACAAUCGUCCAAAUGGCACAACCGGUGCUGUUGGCCGCUCUGGCGGGAGUCGUUCGAGUCUAUGAAAGCAGGGGAAAACUAAAAAACUGAAGAAAUCAACUAAAAGGCAGCUAGCAAUAAAUGAUUGAUUGAUUGAACGAUCAAUUGAUCGAUCGUUUGA
This is a messenger RNA of Drosophila willistoni, 2635 nucleotides long. RefSeq lists its product as uncharacterized. The record is from RefSeq and is a predicted model, not a curated record. Gene Ontology annotation, molecular function: DNA-binding transcription factor activity; RNA polymerase II cis-regulatory region sequence-specific DNA binding. Gene Ontology annotation, biological process: regulation of transcription by RNA polymerase II. NCBI's taxonomy places the organism in Eukaryota, Metazoa, Arthropoda, Insecta, Diptera, Drosophilidae. Bases 144 to 2540 code for a protein of 798 amino acids. The transcript has 3 exons.